AUGGACGACGCCGAUGACGAGAUUAUCAUGGCAGCCGCCGACAAAACGAAAAUCGCGGCCCUGGAGAAGAAAUUACAUAAGAUAACCCAAAAACUAUCUUCCGCAAAUGUAAAUGAUCAAGAUAAGGACGACUCCGACAACGAUGUUAUUAUGGAACCUGCUGAUGAACAUACAAGAAUCGCGGCCCUGGAGGCCGCACUGAAUAAACUGAUGGAAAAAUUAAACGAACCAUCGAGACUGCAAACCCCACCACAAGAGGUACAACCGAGUGGGUCGUCCCCACAGCAACGGAACGAGCAACCCAGCGAGCCGAACCCACAGCCAGAAACAGAGACACAGUCGUCGAGCAAAAAAUCGAGCCCACAGUCGCAAGAACCAUUACAAGAGCGGGAUAAAAAUAUACCGCGACGCUGGGAAAAGAGUUUUCGCAAAAAACGCAGAUUAAAUGAAUGGCGUGGACGAGGUGGACAAGGCGGACGAGGUGGACGAGGCAGAGGGUUAUCCAAAUACUUUUAUUUUAACAUUCAUUAA
Monomorium pharaonis (pharaoh ant) is the source of this 531-nucleotide messenger RNA. RefSeq lists its product as uncharacterized. Bases 1 to 531 code for a protein of 176 amino acids. The transcript is spliced from 4 exons. The record is from RefSeq and is a predicted model, not a curated record. NCBI's taxonomy places the organism in Eukaryota, Metazoa, Arthropoda, Insecta, Hymenoptera, Formicidae.